Aspergillus nidulans FGSC A4 is the source of this 852-nucleotide messenger RNA. Its product is annotated as bifunctional phosphatidyl-N-methylethanolamine N-methyltransferase/phosphatidyl-N-dimethylethanolamine N-methyltransferase. The record is from RefSeq and is a predicted model, not a curated record. Lineage: Eukaryota; Fungi; Ascomycota; Eurotiomycetes; Eurotiales; Aspergillaceae. Gene Ontology annotation, biological process: phosphatidylcholine biosynthetic process. Gene Ontology annotation, molecular function: S-adenosylmethionine-dependent methyltransferase activity; phosphatidyl-N-methylethanolamine N-methyltransferase activity. Gene Ontology annotation, cellular component: endoplasmic reticulum membrane; mitochondrial membrane. Bases 42 to 650 code for a protein of 202 amino acids. The transcript has 5 exons.
GUUUCCAAUUCUCCCGGUUCUUCCGCCUCGAAAUCACAAACAUGACGACCUUGUCCGACUACGUUGACUUCUCUCAAGAUUCUUUUAAAUAUGCUGCGCUGUCCAUUGCAUUUAAUCCGAUAUUCUGGAAUGUCGUUGCCCGUGCUGAAUACCGCAGUCACUUCUUGACCCGUAUCUUCGGUAGCCCCUACCGUGGCUGCUAUUUUCUCGCGAUUACCAUUUUUUCCCUUGGAAUCCUACGCGACCAUAUCUACCAGCAGGCUCUUGAAGACCAGCCAUACUAUGCCCCUGUGCACCAACCCGUUCUCGGCGGCGCUCUCUUUGCCGUGGGAUCAGUUCUCGUCUUGUCAAGCAUGUAUGCCCUCGGCGUCACAGGCACGUAUCUCGGAGAUUACUUCGGCAUCCUUAUGGACGCACCUGUGACCGGGUUCCCUUUCAACGUUACCGGCUCCCCAAUGUACUGGGGGAGUACCUUGAACUUCCUUGGUGUUGCACUGUACAAGGGCAAGGUUGCGGGUAUCCUUCUCACUGCGCUGGUCUUUGUUCUGUACUGGUUUGCUUUGAAAUGGGAGGACCCUUUCACCGCAGAGAUCUAUGCAAAGCGCGAACGCGAACGUGCAAAGUCAAAGCGCGGCGGAAAGAACCAGUGAUCUCUUCUCACUGGAGUAAGGAGCAGCACAAAAGUGUGCAUGAUGGCCAUGGCGGAACAGUGUCUCGAGACUUAGAAUUCAACAUACAUGAGUCUGGUAUGAGUGGUCUAUCAGUUGCGCAAAUGGAGCUUAGGUAGGUUAGAUUGAUAUAAUUCUGUGCCUUCAAGAACAGAACCGAGGUGAAAAAGAAGGAGCCUAGCCA